Venturia canescens is the source of this 749-nucleotide messenger RNA. Its product is annotated as ejaculatory bulb-specific protein 3-like. The record is from RefSeq and is a predicted model, not a curated record. Lineage: Eukaryota; Metazoa; Arthropoda; Insecta; Hymenoptera; Ichneumonidae. The transcript is spliced from 3 exons. The coding region runs from base 156 to 539 and encodes 127 amino acids.
UUUCUCUCUUUGUUUUUAUUUCUCCCUCUUUUUCAUUUGUAAUAUUUGCGUAAUCGUUUCGUCGUUCACUUGUCGCCUAUAAAAGCAGGUCUCGUAGGUAUGAACAAGCAGAGAGCUGCUAAAGCAACUUGCAACAGCACUAUUAAAUCCCAGAAAUGAAGCUCAUCGUGGUAGCAUUCGUAGCUUUGGUGGUCGUUGCUGUUUCAGCCGUUCCCCAGUACACCACCAAGUACGAUAAUGUCAAUUUGGAUGAAAUCCUCAGGAGCGAACGUCUUCUCAAAAACUACAUUAACUGUUUGAUGGAGCGCGGGAAAUGCAGUCCUGAUGGCAAAGAACUCAAAGAGGUACUUCCUGACGCAAUUGAGACCGAAUGCUCGAAAUGUAACGAGAGACAAAAGUCCGGAACAGAAAAAAUCAUUCGUUUCCUCGUCAACAACAAGCCUGAAACUUGGAACGAACUCGCCGACAAAUAUGACCCUGAGAAGAAAUUCAGAACCAAGUGGGAGGAUAAGGCGAAGGAAUUGGGAAUAAACGUUUAAGGUAGAGCCAAUCUGACUCCACAAAUCGAAACAGGAACGCACACAAAGCCCCGAAACACUGCUCGAAUCAGCUCGACAGUGGAGCAUUUUUUUCAACUUCUUGAAUAUUUUAUUGUAUAUACAAAAAAAAACAAAAAAAAGUUAUGAAACGCUAUGCAAAAUUGAAGAAAAAUGAUAAAUCAAAGCAUCAAUAAAUUGUUUACAUAAAAA